This is a messenger RNA of Nelumbo nucifera (sacred lotus), 1670 nucleotides long. RefSeq lists its product as uncharacterized. Lineage: Eukaryota; Viridiplantae; Streptophyta; Magnoliopsida; Proteales; Nelumbonaceae. The record is from RefSeq and is a predicted model, not a curated record.
UUUUCCAGGAAACUCCCGGUAUGCUAAGAGGGGUGGUGGAGAGGGAGAACGAAGAGGAGAAAGCGGGUAGAGGAAGAAAUCACCGCCGCUAUUGGAAGUUGCAGCGACAACGGUGAUUUUGGUAGAUCCGUUUCUGAAUGCUUCUUCUCAAGUUCCCUCUGUCUCAGUCUUACUCUUUAGUAGAGUGCUUGUUGCACUUAGAGGUGCUCCUUUUCUCGUCUGGGCAGAGCAAACGCCUAUUGCCUCAACUUCUCCUUGACAAGAAAACACAAGAAUCAAGUCACCUUGGUGGGCAAUGAUUCACGGACUCUCAACAGCUCUGAAGUGGAAGGACAAGCCAACAGUUGAGACAUUUGUGACAUCUCAAACUUUUAGUUCCUAAAGACUGAAGGAGCCUGGACACUAUUUGUUUCUGAAUUUUGAUAUAAAUAAUGGAUAUAUCUACAAUGAACCGUGGACAGCUCACUAUUUUGGGAUCUGCAUUCUCUGUGAUGCUUACAAUGCAUUUCACAGUUCAACUCCUAUCACAGCACCUUUUCUACUGGAAGAACCCAAAGGAGCAAAAGGCCAUAAUAAUCAUCAUUCUCAUGGCCCCUAUAUAUGCUAUUGACUCCUUUGUUGGUUUAUUGGAUAUUCGGGGAAGCAAGCCAUUUUUCAUGUUUUUGGAUUCAAUAAAGGAAUGUUAUGAGGCUCUGGUGAUUGCUAAAUUUCUGGCUUUGUUGUACAGUUACUUGAAUAUAUCCAUUAGUAAAAACAUAGUUCCAGAUGAAAUCAAAGGAAGAGAAAUUCACCAUUCAUUCCCAAUUACUCUUUUCCAGCCGCGCACUGUUCGACUGAACCACCAGACAUUGAAGCUUCUCAAAUACUGGACUUGGCAAUUUGUCAUCAUCCGGCCUGUGUGCUCUGUCUUAAUGAUAGCACUUCAACUUCUGGGCCUGUACACCAAUUGGGUCAGCUGGACAUUCACCAUCAUUCUCAAUAUUUCAGUUUCACUAGCUUUGUAUUCUCUUGUGGUCUUUUACCAUGUCUUUGGGAAGGAGCUGGAACCACACAGGCCUCUUGCCAAAUUCCUGUGCAUAAAAGGGAUAGUUUUCUUUUGCUUUUGGCAGGGAGUUGCACUUGAGAUACUUGCUGCAAUGGGAAUCAUUAAAUCUAAUCACUUCUGGUUAGAUGUAGAGCAAAUUGAGGAAGCCUUGCAAAAUGUCUUAGUCUGUCUUGAGAUGAUUAUAUUUUCAGUUUUCCAGCAGUAUGCAUACCCCGUCACACCUUACAGUGGAGACGUGGCAUCAAAGCUUCUAUCAGACAAGAAGAAUGAAUGACAUAAGAGAGGUGCAACUGCAGGCAGGCAGGCAAUUAAUUUUCAUGCAAUAGUAAGCUUAAGAGAUCUUGGCUUCUGUCAAUAUUGCUGGAGGCUUGGUGAUUUAUGAAUAUCUUCCAUUUUAUUGAACUAAACAUGCUCAUUUGGAAUCUCAUCCGUAUUUUCACCUCCAUAGAUCCCCAGUACAAGUUUUUAGUUAAUAACAAAAUCUAAAUAUAGCUCAUCAAAAUGCUGUUAUAGCCUUAUUACAGUAAUUUCCAAUUAGUUCUGUAACUAAUCAGUUGUGGUACACUCUUAUUUCUACCAUCAGUUCUGCAACUUCUAUAGAAUACAGUACUGGAGAUUGGAGUAA